This is a messenger RNA of Cinara cedri, 4971 nucleotides long. The record is from the annotation of a GenBank genome assembly. NCBI's taxonomy places the organism in Eukaryota, Metazoa, Arthropoda, Insecta, Hemiptera, Aphididae.
GGUGAAAGCAUUGAUACGACGUCGUUUGGUCAAAAUGACCGACAGACGAACUUCAACCGUAAUUUUUAUUUUAUGUGCUUUUGGAGUAUCAAGUAUUUUAGCUGCUUCCAAAAAUAUACCAAAAUGGAAAAAACAGGUAAACAUUAUUAGUACCUAACAAGUUAAUAUGUAUAUAAGUAUUAAGUUUAUGUAGGUAUUUAUAUUUUAUCAAAUAAAUAUAUAUAGAACUGUUAUACUUCUAUUGUUUCGUGUUUUCAUAAAAAUUAAAAAUGUAAAUUGUGAACUUUUGUGGAUGUCGUUUCAAUGUUUUUGUAGAAUUGAUUUUCAAUGAAAAACAAUUACAUCUUAAGCGAAACAAUAAGAGCUCAUAUACCUAUAAACUGACUUUCUAAUUAUAUGAUUAUCGUCGGUCACGUUGUAUAUGACACUGGCUAAGUCCGUGAUCAGAUCUGGUAGCCUAGUGACCUACUAUACAUAUAAAGAAGGAUGUAUUAGCCGAUGUUUCGAUUUGUGGAUCAUAUAAGUAAUAAUACAUGUACCAGGUACCUAACCUACCCAUAUUCUAAAACGCUCAGGUUUCGUACAACGGUAAAAUUGAUAACCUAUAUUAACGGAUACCUAUGUAUACACCAUAAGUUAAACGAAUUGUUACACACAACAAUUUUCGUUACAAAAACGUAUAUAUAUUACGAGUAUAAUGAGUAUACACUGAAAUAUUUUUGUGACUUAUAUAAUAUACAAAAUAAUUAAUCGUUUAUGGAAUAGCAUAAAAACAUAUUACUUGUACUCAGUAUUUUUAAACAUUUUGAAUUCCUAUACCAUAACAAAUUCAAAUUCUUAUAAAUUGUAAAAACUUUUAUCAGACAUAUUGUAAAAAAAAAAAAAAUAUAUUAAUAUGAUGCUCUAUUAGAAUUAGAAAGUAUAAAGAAAGCAAUUAAAUUAAAUAUUGGUAUAAUAAAAUUUACAAACCGAUUAUUGCUGCUUGUACGUAUGAUAAAAAUAACUCGAUAGUUGAAUCUUAAAAAAAAAAAAAAACAAUAAAUACGAGUUUGAGAGUUAAACCAGUCAUCAACGGAUGGACAUUAACAUUUAACAGUAAAAUUAUUUAUCACAUCAUAAUUUAUGUAUAUAUAUAUAUAUAUAUAUUAUAUAUAGUUAGGUACUUAUUAUAUUAUAACCACACACCUACGAGUCUUAAUAUUACAGUUACAGUUGUAUGUAUAAGGGGGUACUUUGCAUAUAUUAUUAUUAUAAUAGUUAUUAUACAAUUCACCGAAUUAGUGUCUAGUUUAAACAUGUUUUUGAGCUUUAAAUUCUUUAAAAAAUAACAAAUACAAAUAAAAAAUUACAAAUCAUCGGAUUUCUAAUUUCAAAAAUAUAACAAAAGUUCAUCAGAUUUCUUAAAUAUUUAACCAAUGAAUAUGUAUUAUGUUUGUUUAAAUAUUUAUUUAAUUAAUUAAUAACAAGAAACUAUAUUUAAUACAUAUUAUAUAAAAAAAAAACUUAACUUUGUUAAAUAGUAUCAUAAUAAUUAAUCAUAAUUAUUGUUAUUGUGACUUAUUUAUUUUGAAGUCAUGCAUGUUUUAACGAUUGAAAAGUGAAAUCUGAUUUCUAUUCGUGUACACGGAAAAGAUGGUUUUACAAAUAUAUAAUAAUUAUUUAUUGUUCGCUCUUUAUUAGUUUUAUUUAUUUUUUUUUCAAUAACUCACAAAUAACAGUCGACGAAUCAUAUGAUAAUUGCAAUAAUAUUAUGCUAAGCAUCAACAAAUUAAAAAAAAAAAAAUGUUUUAAUAUAAAAUACCAACUACAUUAAACCGAAUAUACGUAAUUACUUUCCCUCGCAGGCCUGUGAGGCGCCAGCAACGCAAAGUGAAUCAAGUCAUUACGUUUGCGACGACAAUGGCGACAUGAAAUGUCUGCCUGGAUGGAUCGGAGACCUUUGUGAUGUUCCAAUUUGUAAGAAAGGUUGUGACCCAAUUCAGGGUUACUGUAAACGACCAAAUGAAUGCCGUUGCAAGUUAGGUAAGCAGAAGACGUUACACAUCAUUAACUUGUUUACCGUACAGUCAUUUUACAAACAAUACUUGUAUUAAUAAUAACAAUGAUUUAGGUUUUUACGGAGAAAUGUGCAACAAGUGUAUAGCACUGCCUGGCUGUCAACAUGGUUACUGCAACAAUAGUUUCGAAUGCAAGUGCUUGGAAGGCUGGGAUGGCAUAUUCUGUUCAGAACGUAAUGAUGAUUUUUUAUUGAAAGUAAAGAAAAAUAUAUGGACGAUGCAUUAAAAUUAUCUAAAUGAUUUACAUGUUUUAUUUAUGUUCAACGUACUAUAGCGGUCUGUCAUGAAGACUGUCAUCCAAGUAAGGGGUACUGUGACUGGCCAGGAGAAUGUAGGUAUGUACCCAAUAUUAUGUAUUUCGUUUUUUUAUAAGAACGAUUAGAAAACAUAUUUCGAUCAUGAUGAUUGAAUGCACAGUGGUAUUUAAAGGUGAAUUGUUUUCAGGGUAUCGCGGCAAAAUAUAUAAAAAUGUGUUGGGUUUAAAGCAUCAAAUUUCAAAUGCAUGUCAUUUAUUUUGUUGCAUUUGUUUAUAAUGCAAAAGGUUAUCAGUUAAUGAAUUUAUUCAAUUUGUGAUAAUGUAUUAAUAACCCACAUAAUUAUUAUUGUUUUAACACCUUACACACUAUGUAUAUUACUAAUGAAUAUUAUAUUUUGGUAAAUAAUAUUAAUUCUCAAGGUACUAUGUAGGUAUUAUACAAAUUAAUCCAAAAUAACUACUGUAUACACCUAAAAUCUUAAUUAUUAUAAUUGUAUUAAGUCUAAUGUGGUAACUAAGUAAUAUAUUUUCUCAAAAAGUAAACAAAUAAGUAGGUACUUAUACUAACUCUCAUUUUUAAAUUGUUAAGGUAUCCUAUAUCUAUGUAAGACUAUAAUUAUUUCUUUGACCUUUAAUCUCCUCUCUUUCUAUUGUGGUAUUAGCAGAGCAAUAAUUAUGGUACAUCAUUGAGUUAGAAAAUUGAAAAUUGAUACAAAAAAAUAUAAUAUACCUACUUAUUAUAAUAAUAUGUUUAUACAAAUAUUAUGUUUAAUUAUAUUAAGUGUGUCGUAUGGAACAUAAAAUCUUUUAUUCGAUAAAAAGAAAAAAUAGUAUUAGAAUUAAAAUUUAAAAUGUAAUACUAUUAUUAAAAUUAAAAUGUCUAUACAUAGAUUAAAUUUUACCAGUCUAGAAAAGUCAAACCUAAAUUUUUCUGUUAAAAUGUCAAGUCUCCACGAACAUUUUGAAAUGAAUUACAACAAAAAAACAAAAUUUAAAAUAACAAAAACAUUAUUUUUCGUAAAUUUUUCUGUUUUUUCCCAAUUAUUAUGAACUGCUUGGAAAAUAAAAAAUUAUCUCCUUAGAGUACCAGCCCAGUUAAAUUUCCUCUCAGAAAGAUUGCUAUACUUUAAAUCGGAGCGAAAUGUCUAGUAGAAAAGCUGUUCUUAGAAGAAAAAAAAUAAACAUCAUUGUAAAACCAAUACAUUUCUCAAUCCGCUUAAAAUCUAAAAUAAUACAUUUAAUCUAAACGUGUAAUAAACGUGUUGUAUUAUAUAUCUUGUCUAUCUGUUAAAAAUGGUAAAGAUGCCGUUUGGGAUGGACCGGAGAUCUAUGCAAGGAAUGUCAACCAUUACCCGGGUGUAUGCACGGAACGUGUGCUAAGCCUUUAGAGUGUCGAUGUGAAAAGGGAUGGCAAGGAAUUCUGUGUCAGAUACGUGAGUAAACAUUUAUUUAUAUUUUAUUACGUAUAUAGGUACAAAUUUCUCAUUGUAUUUACGAAUUAAUUUUAUUUUCAGCCGUGUGUUCCGAAGGCUGUCAUCGGGAUCGGGGUUAUUGUCGUAAGCCAAACGAAUGCAGGUAUAGUAUAUUUUACUGAUUUAAAAUAUUACUAUAGUCAUUAAACACUGAUUUAAUGAUAAUCGAAGGUGUAAGGUUGGAUGGUGGGGUAAGAACUGCUCACAGUGUUUCCCGUAUCCGGGUUGUGUUAAUGGAACGUGCAAUCGCCCAUGGGAAUGCAACUGUAGACCCGGCUGGGGUGGUAUGCUUUGCGAUCAAGGUAAUGAAAACCAGCCAGUUAUAAAAAAAUAUGUUUGGAAGUAAUCAUCGGUUGUAUUUUUAGAACUGAAAUACUGUGAGACUAACAACAUCACAUGUCAAAAUGGAGCCACUUGUGUAAGUCUACCCGAAGAAGACGGAAAUUAUAGGUGCCUGUGCGCUGAAGGAUAUAUUGGGCGGAAUUGUGAAGUAGAUAAAAAAAAGGUAACUUAGGCAUCCAGUUAUACAAUGCAUGCAGCUAUAGACAAUAAUUACAAUUUAUUGUAAUAAUCUACAGAUAAAUAUAAACUUACGAAAAUAUACAUUUAAUAACGGAGUUAAAAUAACUGUAAAAACAACUUUUAAGGUAUUACCAGAUAAAGUAGUUAUUGUUGUAAACUAGAUGCCUGAGGUAGGUAAUAAUGAAAAAUAAACGUUUUUACACUAUAGCCUCAGUCGAUGACAAGAAGAAUCAAUUAAAAGAAUUUACAAAAACAAAAUAUGUAAUAAUAACGACGUCAAUCAUAUUUUUGUACAAAGAUUAGGUUUAUUAUUUAUUAGCUUUUAUUAGAAUUUUAGUAGAUUUUAGUACUAUUCUCGGUAUUGUUAUUUUUUAAUAAUAUUUCACUGUUAUUUAAAUAGCAAUUGAUAAUUGAAUAUUUACCUAUCAUAUUUUUAUUUACAGGUAGAAAUCGUAGGGUUAGAACCUCCUAAACCUAGUAUGAUAUUACUAAAACCAUCAACAACCACUCCUUCGACUGUGUCUGAAGAUUUAUUACUUGAGAGUGACGAUGAAUACGAGGAGGACACUAUAAAGCCCAAUUCUUCCAUAUCAAUCGUAAACGAUAAUGAUUCACUCAAUGAAACAGUUUGAAACUAAAAGCAAUAUCAAAUAAUAUCUGUUUA